Messenger RNA from Daphnia magna, 1600 nucleotides. Its product is annotated as chlorophyllase-2. The record is from RefSeq and is a predicted model, not a curated record. Bases 335 to 1399 code for a protein of 354 amino acids. NCBI's taxonomy places the organism in Eukaryota, Metazoa, Arthropoda, Branchiopoda, Diplostraca, Daphniidae. The transcript has 7 exons.
GAUAUAGGUCGAAAAAAGUCUUUCUGCUGAUGUCUGCUGCCAGUGUAAUUAUAUUUGGAAACAGAAAUGUGAAAAUUGGACUUGCCUAAACAACAAAUCAGAUAACUAUUUUGUUUUGGGUUUACGGCGGUUAUCAUUGAUAACCUGAGCUAGACAGAUGGAAUGUCAUUUUGAUAGCAGAAUGGGAGUUGUCUUUUCGUGCGUACCUUCGUGAACCGUGGCAAUUGAGCGACUGGCUACAGAAUUCAAAUGUCACACACAGGGAACAUCCCGUACUUAUCUAUAAAAGGAAUUGAAAGUCCAAUUUCGUUACUGAGUGACUGACGACAACACCAUGGAGACGAUACGAAAUUUUCUCGUUCUGUUGCUCGUUACAGCAGUCAUAGCAAAGAAUAUUCCUGACGAGGAUGAUGACCUGGGCCGGCUCGUAGAUCCUUUUGGUGAAGGAGAAUUCGCCAUCAAUCACACGGCUUAUCGCCAAGCAUUGAAUCUCUUCCUAGACACCAACAUUGACGUUUACGCCCCAAAUGCAACAGGAAACUUCCCCGUUAUUUAUUUCAUCACGGGACUUGGAGGUAUUGUGCCCGCCGAAGCCCAUACGCUUCUUUUGACACAGAUGGCCAGCCAUGGAUUCGUUGUGGUGUCCGUUUGGAAAUUAGGAAGCCCUGAAGAUUCUUUCGAUCCUGCCUGGUUUGAAGCGGCCGUAGAGUUUGUGGAGACCCGAUUGGAAAAUAGUCUUAAAAAACAGGAGGGUUACGUUUCUGAUUUCCACGUUGAUUAUUUGCAUUCGUUCCUCAGUGGCCACUCUGCUGGCACUCAUGUAGCCAUCACUCAAUUCCAGAAAAACUGUUUGAAUUACCAAGGCCUGAUCUUGAUUGACGCUGUUGAUGGCAACAACCCCAUUCCAGAAAACGUUACCAUCACCGUAAUCACCCCCGGCCAAAAAGUCAAUUUUACCGUUCCGACUUUGCAAAUUGUCACGGGACUAGACCCCGUUGCAAGUGUGUAUGGAUUAGCCUGCGCUCCAGAAGAACUCAGUGGUAAACGAUUUUUCGACGCCAUGACGGGUCCAACUUGGUACGUCAAUGCAACUGCCUAUGGUCAUAUUGAUUUGAUGGAUCCUGGCUACACCGAUCUCAAUGAUGCACUGAAAUUCUGUCCGAGCGAUCCGGACACUCCCAAGUAUGAUUACAUUCAAUUCCUAGUUGGAGAAAUAGUUUCCUUCGUCAACGGUGUCCUGGAUCCUGUCGGCAACUGUGCAUUAUUCGACAAUUUGGAAACAACUGGACUUGUUGGCGUCAACACGGAGAAUGAAUUCGCUUCCAACGGAUGGCAGAGAUGUUCGCCACUCCAAUGUGUCCUUACGCCCAGUUCCUCUCCAUUUUUUUCAUUCUGGUAAUGCAAGAAAUUUCGCUUUUACUCGAAAGUGCUUUAUUAUAUAAUGUCAAAUGAUUAUUAAUAGCUAUGGAAGCUGAUAAAUAAUUUUUUGUUUCAACUCUCCUUCCAUUUGGAAGGUUUUAUUAUGUUUGAAUCAUGUGAUAAAUGAUGUUGUGUAGUGGACGCACGCGCUUAAAGAUAAUAAAGUUUUGCAACUAUCGUA